This is a messenger RNA of Musa acuminata subsp. malaccensis (wild Malaysian banana), 2371 nucleotides long. RefSeq names its product U-box domain-containing protein 17. Lineage: Eukaryota; Viridiplantae; Streptophyta; Magnoliopsida; Zingiberales; Musaceae. The record is from RefSeq and is a predicted model, not a curated record. Gene Ontology annotation, biological process: protein ubiquitination. Gene Ontology annotation, molecular function: ubiquitin-protein transferase activity; protein binding.
UCGGCGAGGAAAUCAACCCCGCGCGCUUGUCGAUCGAGAACCCUAAGAGCCUUCGGCACCCCUAAUCGUGAGGAUAUCCGAGCGAUGACCUCCCCGCUCGCGUUCCUCUACGUCCGGCGCCGGCGGUCGCCCCUCGCCGGAGCGUUCUUCGCCCCCGGGGACCUGUCCGGCGCCGCCCUCCUCCACGCCCUCGCCGCGCUCUCCGCCGAUGUCGCCUGCUGGCCUGCCCGGUCCCAGCGCCGUAACUGCCGGUCCCUCGCCCGCGUGCUCGGGAUCCUCGCCAUCCUCUUCGAUUCCCUUAAGGAAUCCUUCGCCCCCUCGCCCUUCUCCCCCCUCCCGCCGCGGUCCCCCCCCUCGGCGGUGCUGUGCCUCCGGGAGCUCUACAUCUUUGUCUACAGAGCCAAGCUCCUCCUGGAGUACUGCUCCCAGUCGAGCCGGCUCUGGCUUUUGAUACGGAGCCCCCAGAUCUCGGGCUACUUCCACGACCUCUCCCAGGAGCUGGCCACGCUGCUCGAAGUCCUCCCCGUUGACGACCUCCGCCUCGCCGCCGACGUCCGCGAGCAGAUCGAGCUCCUCCGACGGCAGUGCCGGCGAUCCAAGCUCUGCCUCGACCCCAACGAGGAGGAUCUCCGACAAAAGAUCCAAUCUUUCUUGGGUCAGUUCGAGACCAGGAAGGCACCGGAUCCUGUGGAGCUUCGGAACACUUUCUUCGACCGGCUGGAAAUCCGUGACGCCAGGGCUUGCCGGAAGGAGAUCGAAUUCCUGGAAGAACACAUCUUUAAUCAGGAAGAAGACGUCGAUACGUCCGUCAUCAGCGGGGUAAUUGCGCUCACGCGGUAUUGCAGAUUCUUGCUGUUUGGAUUCCAAGAAAUGGAGGUCGCGAGGCCCUUCAGCGACCAGGGUAAGAUAUCGAGGAAGCGAUUGGUGAGUCAGGGGAGCAGUGUGAGCCAGGGGAGCGGCGAUUUCUCGCUGACGAUCCCCAAGGACUUCUGCUGCCCGAUCUCGCUCGAUCUGAUGAAAGAACCGGUGGUCGUCUCUACUGGUCAGACGUACGAUCGUGCUUCCAUCACUCAGUGGAUCGAAGAAGGGCAUCGCACGUGCCCUAACUCAGGCCAAACUCUUUCGAACAAUCGCCUUAUCCCGAACAGAGCUCUUAGAAGCUUGAUCUCCCAGUGGUGUGCCGCUUACGGAAUCCCACACGAAACCCCCGAUGGCGCUGAUGCUUCGGCUGAGAGCAUCGUGGCAGCAUGCACUAGCAAGGCGGCAACUGAAGCAAACAGAGCCACCGCAAGAAUCUUAGUGCAGCAGCUGUCGGUCGGUUCGCAGGAAUCGAAGGCCGUCGCUGCCCGCGAGCUCCGGCUGCUGGCGAAGACCGGGAGGGAGAACAGGUCUUUCAUUGCGGAGGCAGGGGCCAUCCCCCUUCUCUGCCGCCUCUUCCGGUCGACGAACCUGAUGGCCCAACAGAACGCGGUGACCGCGAUGCUAAACAUAUCCAUUCACGACGACAACAAGAGCCGGAUCGUGGAGGAGGAAGGAUGCCUGAGAUUGAUCGUUCACGUUCUGAGGCAUGGGUUGACCGGCGAGGCAAGGGAGAACGCGGCGGCCACAUUGUUCAGCCUGUCUGCCGUGCACGACUUCAAGAAAACGAUCGUGGACGAGGAGGGUGCUGUGGUCGGACUGGCCAAUUUGCUGAUGCAGGGAAGCCAAAGAGGGAAGAAGGAUGCAGUGAUGGCGCUGUUCAAUCUUUCGACUCACUUGGACACCUGGUCUCGGAUGCUGGAAUUGGGGGCGGUGUCGGCGCUGCUCGAAGCACUGAAAGACGAAAGCGUCGCCGAAGAGGCCUUAGGAGCUUUGGCAUUGCUCAUGAGGCAGCCGGUGGUGGCACAGGCAGUCGGGAGUGAGGACGCUGCGAUCGCCAGCCUGUUGGAGAUGAUGAGGAGGGGAACCCCAAAGAGGAAGGAGAACGCGGUGGCAGCGCUGCAUGAGAUGUGCCAGCGUGGUGGUCUGCCUGUGACGCAGAAGGUGGCCAAGACGCCGAUGUUGGGCGGGUUGAUCCAGACCAUCCUGUUCACGGGGACGAAAAGGGCCAGAAGAAAGGCGGCGUUGCUUGCUAGGAUGUGCCAGAGGUGUGACUCGCCGGCGGCCAUGGUAUAUGGGAAUGAAUGGAGUCCGAGCCGCGCGUUGGCGAGAAGCAGCUCCUCGAGAGGUUCGAGCUUCCGAAGCGGGGAUGUGUCGGUUUCCAUGUCCAGGGCUGUUCGAGUACCUGUGCUAUAGCUUGGAUGCUAGUAAUGCGGUUUCCAUGUACAUCGUUCCUGUAAGUUCAUUGGAAGAAUUGUUGAAAGAAGAUGAAUCAAAAUACUGUUCUACACAA